Limulus polyphemus (Atlantic horseshoe crab) is the source of this 1950-nucleotide messenger RNA. Its product is annotated as peripheral plasma membrane protein CASK-like. The transcript has 12 exons. The coding region runs from base 371 to 1636 and encodes 421 amino acids. Gene Ontology annotation, biological process: regulation of neurotransmitter secretion. Gene Ontology annotation, cellular component: cell-cell junction; plasma membrane. Lineage: Eukaryota; Metazoa; Arthropoda; Merostomata; Xiphosura; Limulidae. Gene Ontology annotation, molecular function: signaling receptor binding. The record is from RefSeq and is a predicted model, not a curated record.
UGCAACAAUCACAGAACUUCAUCCUUUGUUUAGAUCAAAAUUUAAAGAAAUAUUAUUUUUUAAACUCGGUUAGAUUUAGAUAAAUAGUUUAGAAUAGCUUACUGACAAUUUAAAGUAACAAUUUCAACCAAAUGACGUUACAAAAGUCGUAGAAUGCAACAUUAAAAACUGGAUUCACAGAGCUGGGGCACCUCAAUCACCGGGAUUCUUAUUCCAUUGAUAACUUCGUCUCCUGAGCCGGAAUUUUCUAAGUUCAAUGAGAAGAAGAUAAAGAGGUUUUGUUCCAAACACACAUGAAGUAAUAGCAAAGCAAUCGUUUCAAAACCAGUCACCAGUGGGUGUUCAUCACCAAUUCCUCAUUCUUCCUACAAUGUCUUUCGCUAAUAUCAACUCGCUAGAUAGAACUGAAAUAGAACAAACAACACGUGUGGUGGAGUUUCAGAAGAAGGGAGAAGAAGCUAUGGGAAUCACCUUGAAAUUGGAUGACAACAAUCGUUGUAUUGUAGCUCGAAUUAUGCAUGGAGGAAUGGUUCACAGACAAGGUUCUUUACACGUUGGAGAUGAAAUCCGUGAAAUAAACGGAGUUCUUGUAACAAAUCAAUCAGUAGACAUGCUACAGAAAAUAUUGAGGGAAAUUCAAGGUAGUGUCACUUUCAGAAUAAUCCCAAGCUUCAGAAAUGCCCCACCACCUUGUGAGAUUUAUGUUCAUGCUCAGUUUUGCUAUAACCCCUACGACGACGACUUGAUCCCUUGUCCACAGGCUGGAGUGGCAUUCCAGAUAGGCGACAUUCUACAAGUUAUUAGUAAGGACGACCACAACUGGUGGCAAGCCAAAAAGGAAAGUGCCAAUGAAAGAGCAGGACUUAUACCUUCACCUGAGCUGCAGGAAUGGAGAAUGGCCUGUCUUGCGAUGCAAAAAACAAAAUCAGAUCAAGUUACUUGUUCAAUAUUUAACCGAAAGAAGAAGCAUUUUCGUGACAAGUAUUUGGCAAAGUACAGCGCCAUCUUUGAUCAAUUAGAUGUACCUACAUACGAAGAAGUAGUUCUGGUACCUGCAUUUAAAAGGAAAACGUUAGUUCUUCUUGGUGCCCAUGGUGUUGGAAGGCGACAUAUAAAAAAUACGCUCAUAAGUAAACAUCCUGAGAAGUACGCCUAUCCAGUACCUCACACAACAAGACUGCCCAGAAAGUCAGAAGAAAAUGGAAAAACUUAUUUCUUCGUGUCUCACGACGAGAUGAUGGCGGACAUAGCAGCCAACGAGUAUUUGGAGUAUGGAACGUUCGGAGAAGCUAUGUAUGGAACCAAGCUAGAAACAAUUCGGAGUAUUCAACUAGAGGGGAAAAUGGCCAUUCUUGACGUAGAACCCCAGGCUAUAAAAAUCCUCCGAACAGCAGAAUAUACCCCAUACAUAGUUUUCAUCGGAGCCCCAUCUUUAUCUGGCAUAAAAAGUUUGUCAACUGAUGGCAGCCUGGAGCGACUGGCCAAAGAGAGUGAAAUUCUUCAACAAACCUAUGGCCAUCUUUUUGAUUUUACUAUCACCAACAAUAACAUUGAGGAGACAAUCGAUACACUGGAACAACAACUGAAACAAAUUAACAAAACAAGUCAAUGGGUACCUGUGAGCUGGGUGUACUGAUGCUCAGUUCUAUAAACAAGUCCUCGUCUUCCAGAUAUUUUAGGGACCAGUUGCCAGUGUUGUCACAAGAACAAGAAACAUAUUUUAGUACGACAAUAACAACAUAUCCUGUUGUGUCCCAGAAAGCAUGUCAUGUAGCAUCUGUUUAUUCAUCUAAAAGCAAUAAUUGUGUUACUUUCUAUUGCAAAAAUAAAACUGUAUCAACAAAAUAAAGUACUAAAACUUGCACUAAAAGGAAGUUCUGAAUUAGAGAUGUUGUAAUUAAAAGUUUUAAACAGUUUUAUUGUUAGAGAAUUACUUCAUAGAAUUCAAAU